Mycena citricolor is the source of this 3117-nucleotide messenger RNA. The record is from the annotation of a GenBank genome assembly. Lineage: Eukaryota; Fungi; Basidiomycota; Agaricomycetes; Agaricales; Mycenaceae.
AUGAUCUGGCAUGAUGACUUGCUCCUGACCGUCACAUUGACUAGCCUUCAACCCUUGCUCCUUUCGACCAUACCAUACAUCGAACAACUUAAGCUGGCAGCACCACGCGCCUCUGCGGGAAGUACCUCUUCCGACUACUUCGAGGACGAUGAUCCCGAAUUCCUCGCCGCACUCAACCACAUCGCGCUUCCCGGCGAUGUCGUCUCAGUCACCGCACCAGCCCAGAUGGGAAACUCCGACUCUGAAUCGGACUUGGAGCCUCCGCCUCCGGCACAGAUGGCCAGACCGCUGAAGCGGCGGCACGAAUUGCCCGACCCGGUGGAUGAGGAGGUCUACGGAGAGGCGCAUUUCGGGGGAUUUGGAGAAUACAUGCACCGCAAGCGGGCCAAGCUCCAAAUCCAAAACUCGGAAAGUGGGGCUGCAAAAAGUGGGAUAUUCAAGGGUGUUGCUAUCCAUGUAAAUGGAUGGACUUCACCUUCCGUACAGGAGCUGAAACAGUUAAUUAUGGACCACGGAGGCAUCUUUCAGCCGUACCUCGAUAAGAAAUCACUUGUAACGCACAUUAUUACAUGUACUCUAACGGAAGCUAAACGACGGGACUUCAAGAAUAUGAAGAUCGUACGACCUGAAUGGCUUAUAGAGAGCGUCAAAGCGGGGACGCUUCUCUCAUGGAGGGAUUUUAUGUUCCUCGGACCGACCUCGGCGGCAGGCCACACAGUGUCGAGCACGCCCAGUCUACAUGCGCAAGCUGCUCUGUCUAAUCAGAGCGAGCUUCCGCGGUAUGCAGCAGUUGGCUCAAAUCCAAACGCAAAACGCGCUAUGGCCGAUUCAUCCUGGCGUGCGGCUCACACAUCUGCUGCACCCGAUUUUAUACAGGGUUAUUUUGAGCAUUCGCGACUCCACUUUCUGUCGGCGACCAAGGCCGAGCUCGUGCAACUAGUUCGGGAAGCGCAAAAUCGAGCAGAGAGCAACAAAACCGGCAAUCAGGAUGCAAUAGAAAUCAAGGGCAUUCCGUCGCCCGUCAAGGGGAAAGUCAGAGCCGGGGAAGACAGGGUCAUCAUGCACUGUGACUUCGACUGUUUCUUUGUGUCUGCCGGAUUACUUGCUCACCCCGAACUGCGUGGAAAGCCGGUGGUUGUAUGUCAUUCGCAAGGCGGACAGGGUGGUGGUAACAGUACUAGUGAGAUUGCCUCGGCCAGUUAUGAGGCGCGAGAUUUUGGUAUAAAAAACGGAAUGAGUCUACAGCAGGCUCAGAAGCUUUGUCCUGGUGUGCAGACCAUGCCUUACGAAUUCGAGAGAUACAAAUCCAUCUCUCUGAAAUUCUAUACGGUGCUCAUGUCGAGUGCAGACGACGUUGAGGCUGUCUCAAUAGAUGAGGCCUUGAUAGAAGUCACGACAUUUGUGCGGCGACUCCAGAAAACGAGCCUGUCCGAUGACCCUGCCAAAGAGUUCGCAGAUAACCUGCGCGCUCAAGUCAAAGAAGCGACGGGAUGCGAAGUCAGCAUUGGCAUCUCACACAACAUUCUACUCGCGCGUCUGGCCACUCGUCAAGCCAAACCCGCCGGCUCGAAGCACGUGAAGGCAACAGAUGUUCCAGAGCUCAUGGCCACCCUUCAAAUAACAGACAUCUGGGGAUUUGCACGCUCGCAACGGGAUAAAGCCCUCGAAAAGUUCGGCAGUGCCGCUCUUGUCGACCUGGCGAACAGGAGUCAGGCCACACUGUGUGAAGCAUUGGGAAAGAAAACUGGUGAACGCCUUUACAACACCAUUCGCGGGAUCGAUGAUACGCCGUUGCGGUCCGACAAGCAACGCAAAUCUGUGUCCGUGGAGAUCAAUUAUGGAAUCAGAUUUGAAGACAGCGCAGCCGCUCGCAAAUUCGUAUACAGCAUGGCAGAGAAAGUCGAAGAAAGGUUGAACGAUAUUCAGAUGCUCGGACGCUCCGUCAAUAUCAAGCUGAUGAAACGGGACCCUGCAGCCCCAGUCGAAGCACCCAAGUUCAUGGGCCAUGGCGUAUGCCAAGUCUUCAACAAGCAAGUGCCGCUGGCGUCUUCUACGGGUCGAGCGACCAAUGAUCGCAUGGUUAUCGGAGAGCACGCUUGGAGAGUCAUUCAAUCUUAUCAUUUCGACCCUCGAGAACUGCGAGGAAUCGGAAUACAGAUACAAAAGCUCGAACCGGCAACGGGGCCUGUGCCUUCCAAUGUCAACCAGAAAACACUAGGAUUCAAGCCGGUAGAAGCGGACAGACAAGUUCUCGAGACACUGCCUUUGGAAUUGCGACAGGAAGUCGAGCAAGAUUUACGACGAAUGUCAGAGUCUCCAUUUCCUGAAGAGGGUCCUGCUCGUGCACAAUCCAGACCUCAUUCAGGUCGCUUCUCCACCCGGAUUGUGCCGACUCGUUAUCAGCAGAACGCGCUGCGACUCCCAAACGGAGGUGGCAGCGGCUAUGUUAUUGACAAGAACACCAUCCACCCCAAUCGCCCAGCAAAUCCUUUCUUGCGGCCAACAGAUACGGAUUUGAAGGCACUGGGCAUUGAUCCAGAAACGUUCGCAGCCCUUCCGCGCAAUGUCAAACGCGAGCAGCUAGCUCUCGCACGGAUGGUCAAAAAGUACGGGGCAGUGCCAGAGGUGGAUGACACGCACAAAGUGCAUAAACCCCGCAAGUUUUUACCGCCGCCGGAUCUUUUCAGGCAGCCUCCCCCGUUUGCGAAGUAUCCUGAACCUCCGAAAAUACGGAGACCCGGCCCUAAGGGUCAAAAGCCGUUCUUCUCCGAGAAGGAUGAUGUUCAAGACUUGCUCGGGGCGUGGAUCGACGCGUUCAAGAGGUUCCCGCCGGAGGAGAAAGACGUGAACCGAUUGGCUGAGUUUUUGGUCAGCUCAGUGGACAGCAAGGUGUCAACUGAUAUCGGUGUCGAGCGGGCCGUCUCGGUCAUGAAAUGGUGGGCAGUGUUGCUGCGACGAUAUUGGCAGGAUUAUGAAGUGAACGAGUAUUUACUCGAUGAUGCAGUGGACGAGGCCGCUGCUGUGGGCGAGGCCUGGUGGAAAGCGUUCCGGGACGUCAAAGAACGACUCGACGUCGUCGCGCGCAAGAAAUUCGGAGGGCGGUUGUCCAUCCGGUGA